Molecule: messenger RNA, 1186 nt
Organism: Nilaparvata lugens (brown planthopper)
Lineage: Eukaryota; Metazoa; Arthropoda; Insecta; Hemiptera; Delphacidae
Product: heme oxygenase 1-like
Exons: 3
Coding region: 276-1046 (256 amino acids)
Biological process (GO): heme oxidation
Molecular function (GO): heme oxygenase (decyclizing) activity
Source: RefSeq, a predicted model, not a curated record
UGAUUUCUGUCUGUGGUUGCCAAAGUUUUUAGGUUAUAUUUUGAUGCCAAAUAAAAAGUUUACUACGCCUUUAAACGUUUCUUAAAUCAAUAUUCUUGUUGAAAAAACUAUUCUUGGUUGUAUUGACCUUUUUUUGUAUUGUAUUGCAAAACUUGGACAAUUUUUCCCUGUAGUUGUACCUACAUUACUUGUUUACAGAAGAAAAGUCUUUUACAAAGACAUAAGAUUACACAACACUAGUCUAGAGUAUUAGUUGGUCUACAGGGUAAUUCAAAAUGGCUACAGAAGUUCCUUUCAACAAGCAGCUUAGGAAAGCUACAAGAGAUGUUCAUGCUAUGAGUGAUGCACUUGUUAAUGCGAAGCUGGCUUUUGCCAUGUCGGACAAUUCCGUUUGGGCCGAAGGCCUGCUGGUGUUCUACGAGAUUUUCCGCUACCUCGAGUUGGCCAUGCAUCGACUGCGCGACACGCCAGUUGGCGAACUGCACAUAGAAGGCAUGGCCCGCUCAGAGGCCUUUGAGCGCGACCUUGACUUCUAUCUGGGCGCAAACUGGCGCCAAAACUACAAACCGCGAGACAGUGUUGCCAACUAUCUGGCGCAUCUGCAGCGCAUCGAAAGGGAAGACCCGAUCAGACUAUGCGCCUACGUCUACCAUCUUUAUAUGGGUCUGUUUUCUGGCGGACAAAUUCUCCGUAAAAAGAGGAAUGUCACCAAAAAAUUCCGAUCUUUCGCGUAUUUCCUGUAUUCUAACGAUGUGACCACAGAGGCAAAACGGAAAGGUGGAGAUGCCGUCACAGAUUUUGGGGAUAAUUCGGUCUAUGAACUGAAACUUAAACUAGUCAAAUCUAUGAACUCCAUCGCUGCAAACAUGGAUGAGAAAACUAGGAUGGCUCUAAUCGAGGAAAGUAAAACUGUUUUUCUUUUGAACAAUUCACUGGUGAAAACUGUGAGGGGUGCCGAUGAAGUUCUUUUGAGAAGACUGAUUGUUUUCGCUAUCGUUGUAGUAAUACUCAUGAUAUUGUUCUUCGUUUUCAUUGCCAAAGAGUAGAACUGAUCUGAAAAUCGUAUUUAUAUUUUUAUAAUUAAUUGAAUGAAAAAGACUAAGAAAUUGUCAAAAACCACAGAUUUAUUGAUACUUGGAAAGACCGGUUUCGGUUGUUACACCAUUGUCAAUCUCUGAUAAAUUGA